Messenger RNA from Phycomyces blakesleeanus NRRL 1555(-), 6991 nucleotides. RefSeq lists its product as hypothetical. Gene Ontology annotation, molecular function: acetyl-CoA carboxylase activity; ATP binding; metal ion binding. The transcript has 3 exons. NCBI's taxonomy places the organism in Eukaryota, Fungi, Mucoromycota, Mucoromycetes, Mucorales, Phycomycetaceae. The coding region runs from base 1 to 6666 and encodes 2221 amino acids. Gene Ontology annotation, biological process: fatty acid biosynthetic process. The record is from RefSeq and is a predicted model, not a curated record.
AUGGUUGAACAUAGCAGCGUACCACCCCAAUUUCUUGGUGGUAACUCAGUGGAAAAGGCAGCACAGGGAGCCGUUCGAGAUUUUGUCGUGGCUUCUGAGGGACACACAGUGAUCAGCAAAGUGCUGAUUGCCAAUAACGGCAUGGCUGCUAUGAAAGAGAUCCGAUCAGUCCGCAAAUGGGCUUAUGAGACAUUCGGUGAUGAACGCGCCAUUGAGUUCACUGUCAUGGCAACCCCUGAAGAUCUCAAGGCAAACGCAGAAUAUAUUCGUAUGGCCGACAACUACGUCGAAGUACCUGGCGGUUCCAACAACAACAACUACGCAAAUGUCGAUUUAAUUGUUGAUAUCGCAGAACGUACAGGUGUACAUGCUGUUUGGGCUGGCUGGGGCCAUGCUUCAGAAAACCCACGCUUACCUGAUAUGUUGGCAACAUCGAAAUACAAGUGUGUCUUUAUCGGUCCUCCAGCAUCUGCAAUGCGCUCUUUGGGUGACAAGAUUUCAUCAACCAUUGUCGCACAAUCCGCAAACGUACCUACCAUGGGUUGGAGUGGCGACGGUGUAACAGAUACUGUUGCGGAUGCCAAUGGACACGUAGUCGUACCCCCAGAAGCAUAUGCCAGUGCUUGUGUAAAGACAGCCGAAGAGGGUCUGGUUGCAGCAGAUAAGAUUGGCUACCCAAUCAUGAUCAAGGCUUCAGAGGGUGGUGGUGGCAAGGGUAUCCGUAAGGUCGACGGUCCCGAAACUUUCAAACAGUGCUUUGCCCAGGUUCAGGGUGAAAUCCCAGGCUCCCCCAUUUUCAUCAUGAAGUUGGCCGGUAACGCACGUCACUUGGAAGUCCAGUUGUUGGCUGAUCAGUACGGUAACGCCAUCAGUUUGUUCGGUCGUGAUUGCUCUGUCCAGCGCCGUCACCAGAAGAUUAUCGAAGAAGCACCAGUAACAAUCGCCAAGCCCGACGUCUUUGAGCAGAUGGAAAAGGCUGCAGUCCGUCUCGCCAAAUUGGUCGGUUACGUGUCUGCAGGUACUGUCGAGUACCUCUACAGCCACCACGACGAGCAGUUCUACUUCCUCGAAUUGAACCCCCGUCUCCAGGUCGAGCAUCCUACAACUGAAAUGGUCUCAGGCGUCAACCUGCCUGCUGCCCAGCUCCAGAUUGCAAUGGGUAUCCCUCUCCACAGAAUCAAGGAUAUCCGUGUUCUCUAUGGCGUUCAGCCCAACAGUGGAUCCGAGAUCGAUUUCGAGUUCUCUAGCCCAACCUCUCUCCAGAGCACCCGUCGUCCUGUUCCCAAGGGUCACGUCAUUGCUGUCCGUAUCACAGCUGAGAACCCAGAUGCUGGCUUCAAGCCUUCUUCAGGUAUCAUGCAGGAACUUAACUUUAGAUCAAGCACAAACGUCUGGGGUUACUUUUCUGUUGUAUCUGCCGGUGGUCUGCACGAGUAUGCCGAUUCUCAGUUCGGUCACAUCUUCGCCUAUGGUGAAAACCGUCAGCAGGCUCGCAAAAACAUGGUUAUUGCACUCAAAGAGCUUUCUAUCCGUGGUGACUUUAGAACAACUGUUGAGUACAUUAUCCGUCUUUUGGAGACCCCCGAUUUCGAGGAGAACACAAUCAACACCGGAUGGCUCGAUAUGCUGAUCACCAAGAAGCUCACCGCAGAACGUCCCGAUUGUAUGCUCGCAGUCUUCUGUGGUGCCGUCACAAAAGCCCAUUCCGCUUCCCAAGAAUGCUGGCAGCAGUACAAGCAGUGUCUCGAGAAGGGUCAGGUCCCAGGAAAGGGCACUCUCAAGACUGUAUUCUCGGUUGAUUUCAUCUACGAGAACGUCCGCUACAACUUCACCGUCACUCACUCGGCACCCUCCAUCUACACCCUUUACCUUAACGGCACAAAGACCCAGGUCGGCGUUAGAGACCUUUCUGAUGGCGGUUUGCUUGUAUCUAUCGGCGGAAAGUCCCACACCACAUACUCUCGUGAAGAAGUCCAGGCCACUCGUCUCAUGAUCGAUGGCAAGACCUGUCUUCUUGAGAAGGAGAGCGACCCCACUCAGCUUAGAAGUCCUUCGCCCGGUAAGCUUGUCAGUCUGUUGUUGGAGAACGGUGAUCACGUCAAGGCCGGUGAGGCCUAUGCAGAGAUUGAGGUCAUGAAGAUGUACAUGCCCCUUGUGGCUGGUGAGGACGGCCACAUUCAGUUUAUCAAGCAGGUCGGUGCUACCCUCGAGGCUGGUGAUAUCAUCGGUAUUCUGUCUUUGGAUGAUCCCAGCCGUGUCAAGCACGCCCUGCCCUUCACUGGCCAGGUUCCCGUCUUUGGCCCCCCUUAUAUCAGCGGUGACAAGCCUAUCCAGCGUUUCCAAGACACCAAGCACAUCCUCGAGUACAUCCUCCAGGGUUAUGACAACCAGGCUCUUGCCCAAACCGUUGUCAAGGAUCUCACUGACAUCUUGCGUAACCCUGAGUUGCCUUACUCUGACAUGACCCAGACUAUGUCUGUCCUUUCUGGUCGUAUCCCCCAGCGUCUUGAACAAGCCCUCCAGGCUCUCCAGGCCUCUAGCGCAGAGGCCAAGAAGGAGUUCCCUGCAGUCGAAUUACAGAAGAUUGUCGAGAACUUUGCUCGUGAUAACAUUACUACCCAUUCUGAAGUCAACGCUUACAAGACCGCUACUGAGCCAUUGACAACCGUGUUUGAGAGAUACAGCCACGGAUUGAAGCAGUACGAGUACUCUGUCUACGUUGAGCUCAUGGAGAAGUACUACGACGUCGAGAUUCUUUUCAGCACCCAGCAGCGUGAGGAAGAAGUCAUUCUGUCCCUCCGUGACCAGAACAAGGACGAUCUUGAGAAGAUUCUUAGCAUCAUCCUUUCCCACACCAAGGUUAACGUCAAGAACAACCUUAUCCUUAUGCUUUUGGAUAUCGUUGGUCCUGCCUCAGCCACCGGCGGUGCCAUUGACAAGUACUUUGUACCCAUUCUCAAGCGUCUUUCCGAGAUCGACAGUCGUGCUACACAAAAGGUUGCCCUCAGAGCACGUGAGUUCCUUAUUUUGUGCCAGUUGCCCUCGUACGAGGAACGCCAGGGUCAGAUGCUCCAGAUUCUCAAGAGCUCUGUAACCGAGAGUGUUUAUGGUGGCGGUGUUGAAUACAGAACCCCCAGCUUGGAUGUCUUCAAGGAUCUUAUUGACACCAAGUUCAACGUGUUCGAUGUUCUUCCUAACUUCUUUUACUAUGAUGAUCCUUAUAUUGCUCUUGCUGCUAUUGAGGUUUACUGCCGUCGUUCUUACCACGCUUACAAGAUUCUCGAUGUUGCUUAUAACCUCGAGCGUCAACCUUAUAUUGUUGCCUGGAAAUUCUUGCUCCAGACUGCCGGUCACGGUUUGAACUCUGACCAGCGUGUGGCCUCUUACUCUGACUUGACCUUCUUGUUGAACAAGACCGAGGAAGAGCCUAUCCGUACAGGUGCUAUGACUGCUUGCAAGUCACUCGAAGACCUUGAGGCUGAGCUGCCCCGUAUCCUCACCGCUUUCGAGGAAGAGCCUUUGCCUCCCAUGUUGAAGCGUUCCGGUCCCAAGGAAGAGCGCAUGGAGAACAUUCUCAAUGUAGCCGUCUACAGCGAUGUAAACAAGGAUGAUGCCUACUGGCGCCCUAAGGUUGCCGAGCUUAUCCGCCGCCACACUGCUGAAUUCCGCAAGGCUCAUUUGCGCCGUCUUUCUGUGGUCGUGUGCCGUCCCAACCAGUGGCCCGACUACUACACCUUCCGUGAGCGCGAGAACUACACUGAGGAUGAGACUAUUCGCCACAUUGAGCCUGCUAUGGCUUACCAGCUUGAACUUACUCGUUUGUCUAACUUCGAGAUCAAGCCUUGUUUCAUCGAGAACAGACAGAUGCAUGUCUACUAUGCUGUUGCCAAGGAAAACCCCUCUGACUGCCGAUUCUUUAUCCGUGCUCUCGUCCGUCCUGGCCGUGUCAAGAACUCGAUGCGCACUGCUGAUUAUCUUAUCUCUGAGAGUGACCGUCUGUUGAACGACAUUCUUGAUACUCUUGAGAUUGUUAGCCACGAAUACAAGAACUCUGACUGCAACCACUUGUUUAUCAACUUCAUCCCCACAUUUGCUAUUGAAGCUGAUGAGGUCCAGCACGCUCUUAAGGACUUUAUCGACCGCCAUGGCAAGCGUCUCUGGAAGCUCCGUGUGACAGGUGCUGAAAUCCGUUUCAACAUCCAGUCUAAGCGUCCUGAUGCUCCUAUCAUUCCUCUGCGUUUCACUGUCGACAACGUUUCUGGUUUUAUCUUGAAGAUGGAUGUCUACCAGGAAGUCAAGACCGAGAAGAACGGAUGGGUCCUCAAGUCUGUUGGCAAGAUCCCCGGUGCCAUGCACAUGCAGUCUCUUUCCACACCUUACCCUACCAAGGAGUGGCUCCAGCCUCGCCGUUACAAGGCUCAUCUUAUGGGUACUACUUACGUGUAUGACUUCCCCGAACUCUUCCGUCAGGCCCUUCACAACCAGUGGGCUCUUGCCAUCAAGAAGGACAGCAACCUCAAGUGCCCCAGCCAGGUCGUUGAAGCCAAGGAGCUUGUAUUGGACGAGGACGAGGUUCUGCAGGAGAUCGACCGCGCACCCGGAACUAACACCGUUGGUAUGGUCGCCUGGAUCCUCACCCUCCGUACACCAGAGUACCCCCGCGGUCGUCGUGUAAUUGCUAUUGCUAACGACAUCACUUUCAAGAUCGGUUCUUUCGGUGUAGAGGAAGAUACUGUCUUCUUCAAGGCUUCCGAAUUGGCUCGUGAAUUGGGUCUUCCCCGCAUCUACCUUUCUGCCAACUCUGGUGCCCGUAUCGGUCUUGCUGACGAACUCAUCGGCCAGUUCAGAGCCGCCUGGAAGGAUAAUGCCAACCCCUCUGCUGGCUUCAAGUACCUCUACCUGUCUCCCAAGGAGUACAUCUUGCUCAAGCAGACCAACCAGCUCGAGAGUGUUUUGGUUGAGGAAAUCGAAGAAGAGGGUGAGAAGCGUAUGAAGAUUACCGAUAUUAUUGGUCAGAUGGAUGGUAUUGGUGUUGAGAACUUGCGUGGAUCCGGCCGCAUUGCUGGUGCUACUUCCCGUGCUUACGAUGAUAUUUUCACCAUCACUCUUGUGACAUGUCGCUCUGUUGGUAUUGGUGCUUACCUUGUCCGUCUUGGUCAGCGUACCGUUCAGAAUGAAGGUCAGCCCAUUAUCCUCACCGGUGCUCCCGCUCUCAACAAGGUUCUUGGUCGUGAAGUCUACACUUCCAACCUCCAGUUGGGUGGUACUCAGAUCAUGUACAAGAAUGGUGUGUCUCACUUGACUGCCGAGAACGAUUUGCAGGGUAUCGAAAAGAUUGCUCAGUGGUUGUCCUAUGUUCCUGAAGUUCGUGGUGCCCCAGUCCUGAUGCGUGUUGGCCUUGACCCCGUUGACCGUGAGAUUGAGUACAUGCCCCCCAAGGGUCCAUCUGACCCCCGUCUGUUCUUGGCCGGUAAACAGGAGAACGGCAAGUGGCUCAGUGGUUUCUUUGAUCACGACUCUUUUGUUGAAACCCUGAGCGGCUGGGCUCGUACUGUUGUUGUCGGUCGUGCUCGUCUUGGUGGUAUUCCCAUGGGUGUUGUUGCUGUCGAGUCUCGUACCGUUGAGAACAUUGUUCCUGCCGAUCCUGCCAACGCAGAUUCUACCGAACAGGUCUUCAUGGAGGCUGGUGGUGUCUGGUACCCCAACUCUGCCUACAAGACUGCUCAGGCUAUUAACGAUUUCAACAAGGGUGAGCAGCUUCCUUUGAUGAUCUUUGCCAACUGGCGUGGUUUCUCUGGUGGUCAGCGUGAUAUGUACCACGAAGUUCUCAAGUAUGGUGCCCAGAUUGUUGAUGCUCUCUCCAACUACAAGCAGCCCGUUUUCGUUUACAUUAUCCCCAACGGUGAGUUGCGUGGUGGUGCUUGGGUAGUCGUUGACCCCACCAUCAAUGAGGACAUGAUGGAGAUGUAUGCCGACAACCUCGCACGUGGUGGUGUUCUUGAGCCCGAAGGUAUUGUAGAGAUCAAGUACAGAAAGCCCCAGCUUUUGGCUACCAUGGCUCGUCUUGAUGAGCGUUACGCUACUCUCAAGCGUGAGUUCGAAGAGGCCAGUGCAGACAAGAAAGAGGAUGCCAAGCGUCUUUUGGAAGCCCGCGAGCAAGAGCUUAUGCCCGUGUACCAGCAGAUUGCUGUCCAGUUUGCCGAUCUUCACGAUCGUGUUGGCCGUAUGUCUGCCAAGAACGUCAUUCGCCGCCCCAUCGAAUGGCGCCAUGCCCGUAAGUACUUCUUCUGGCGUGUCCGUCGUCGCCUCUUUGAGGAGUACGCCAUCCGCGAGAUUUCUGCUGCCACCAAGGGUAAGAUGGAGCGCAACAAGAUGUGCUCUCACCUUGAACAGUGGUUCUUGGCUGACACCAACAGCCUUGUUGAGGACUGGAAGAAUGGCGAUGAACAGGUCUCUGAGUGGUUCGAGAAGCGUGCCGAGCUUAUCAAGCAGCGCAUCAGCAAGCUUAGAUCCGAGGCUCUUAGAGAACACGUUGCAUCCCUGGGUGCUGUUGAUAAGGAAGCCGUUGUUGAUGGUUUUGGAAAGAUUUUGGAAAGCAUGUCUGCUGAGGAACGCAAGUCUGUUCUCCGGAAAUUGGAGUUCUUGAGCGGAUCCCUCUCACAGUAGAAAAGAAAAAAGAAUAAUAAUUCUACCUUUUUUAUAUAUAUAUUCCUUUUUGUAAUCUCUUUCUCUUUAUCAAUCCACCUUUUCUUUUAAUAUAUAUACAUUUUCAUCCUAGCAUAAACACAACAAAACGGACUAUCUUGGUGCUCUUUUGAAAAACAAGCACCAACAUUUCAUUCUUUUGACAAACAAAAGAAGUGGUAGAAAAGGCAGGAGAGGGGAAUCUUUAGGCGAGAGGUUGUAUUAUUUAAACUUGAGGCGAUAAAGUAGCAUGAAUAUCUAAUCAAUCAAUGCAAGAUUUUAAGAAAUAUAUUUUGUAUAGAAUGUC